AGUGGUUUUCAUCGUCAUAUGACGUACGACGAGCUCGCUGUUGAAAGUGAUAUUAACUGGGGGUAAAAAAGCAACAAAGGAUCUGGUGACAGGCGUUUGUGUGCAGUUUCGGAUUCGCAACUCAGUCGGAUUUAUUCAUUCUUGGUUUGAAGGGAAUUUAAAAACUGACGAUGAUAUUGCGGUCACUUAAAACGCCUCUGCUCUUCAUAGUUUUGUGUUUCGUAUUUACAACAUGCAAGGGCCACCGAGUGGAUGAUGAUAGCCACUUUAAUGACGCUGAUGAAGACCAUUUCUUAGGGAUCGAUUCAGAAGAUGGUCAUGAAGAUGAAGAACCACUGCCACCUCUGGCCCUGCCUCUUCAAAAUGAUGUUGUCGGAAAUAAAGGGUGCAGCCGGAAUACGUGUGGCCGUUGGCGCGAGUGUGAAACGAACUCUCUGGGAGAUGCCAUCUGCACUUGCCACAAGUACUGCAAGAAAAGGAAGAAGCCCGUGUGCGGUACUGACGGACGUUACUACGCCAACCACUGCGAGCUCCAUCGACAAGCCUGCCUAACAGACACCACCAUUGCUAUCGAUCAUAAGAGACUGUGCCUCAAAAAAAGAAGUAAAUCAGUUUUAGAAACCACAACAACAGAUGUAGAGACAUCAGCCGAAGAUGUGUCCACCAGCAACACUCCAGUGACCACUCUCGGAACCACGGACCGCCGGACAGACGAUCCUUCCUCUUGGACCAACAUCCCUCAGCCGGAACCGAGGACCGUAGCCCCCUCAGUUCCCCUGAGCACCGUCCUUCCUCUCACCACGAUGAUGACCCAAACCAGCGACGUGGAUUCCGAACUUCCUCCCCAGAGGGAAUGCAGCCAACAAGAUUACGAUUUUAUGAAGGAGAAUUUACUGCUUUUCAACAGUGCGAAACUUACCGAUUCUAAAAAACCAGGCAACGAGUACUUGGUGAGCAUCAUGUUCUCUCAUUACGACCAGAACAACAACGGGCAGCUGGAAGCGGAAGAACUGUGGCAAGCAGCCGAACGGGACCACCUGGGCCAGCUCUCCAAAUCCUGCAUCUUGGCCGAUAUGCUGCUCUUCGAUGACACGGACAGAGAUGGAGCCAUGUCCAUAAACGAGUUCUAUCUCGCAUUCAGUAAGUUGAACAGCGUGUCCGUCGUAUCCUUAGACAAAGCCUUAGAAGUGAAUCACGUGACCGCCAGAGUUGGAGAUAAUGUGGAAAUAAAAUGUGACGUCACUGGAACUCCACCGCCACCUAUCGUCUGGCGACGAAACGAUAUGGACUUGGCGUCUCUCAACGAAGAUGAAAUAAAAGUAUUUGUUGACGGAUCUUUAUAUCUGACAAAUGUGCAGCUUAUACACGGUGGCAAUUACACGUGUCAUGCACAACACAACCGAGAUGUGGUUCAGACACAUAUCUUGCAUGUUCACACUAUUCCUGAAGUCCACGUAAUACCGAAACUCCAAUCCCGGGCCCCGGGUGAGCUGGCGGAAAUGGAGUGUCACGUGAUCGGCGUCCCCACCCCCGCUGUCUCGUGGCUCAAGAACGACGAGGAGCUGAAACUCAUGACGGACAAGUACACCAUAGUUGGUAAUGGGACAGCUCUCCUGGUCGGCAAGAUCACGUACAGUGACACGGGCGCCUACAUGUGCGUGGCUAGUAAUCCCGCCGGGAUGACCAGAGACAUCACAUCUCUCAUUGUUCAAGACCAGCCGACCCCAACUGCUCCGUCAGAAGAACGACGGUUUUUCGUAUUCCAUGAUUGGGGCGUGUCUGUGUUCGAUCCUGAUAACUGCCGCCUGUACCACCAGAUUCAAAGCACGGAUGUCAUCCCCGGCACUCAAGAAUACGUCUGCGGGGACCGGGGCAUCAACUGCUCUUGGGGACAUGCCAUCAACGUGGCAGACCGAUACGUGUACGUCACGCAGCCCACCAAAGACAGGGUGCUCAUCAUCUCCAGAGUGCAGAUGGUCGUCGUCGAUGUGGUGGUAACUGACAAAGUGCCUGUGGAUAUUCAUUACGUGCCUCACCUGGAUCAAGUGUGGAUCGUGUGCUGGCGGGGUCGGGAAGACAGAGGGACCAAAACUAUCCAGAUUAUCCGAGAUGCCAGUCAAAAGAAGAAGCACCACACCGUGCAUCCAGAGCCCGUGGAUGGACAUUUUGACUUGGUGAGUGGUUUGUUCAUUCCCCCUACCCAAGACCUUGGACAUGGUUGGAAAUAUGGAUACGUCGUGCACACCAACCAGAGGGGAAUGUAUAAAUUGGAUUUGCAAGCAAUGAAAUACAUCAAGACUGUGGAUCUCACGCCUUACAAUUGCGCUCCUAAGACGGCAGAUUUCUCCACUCUAGGCGGUUUUGCUAUCCUAGAAUGUCGAGAACCCAUCACUGAUCGUCCGACAGGACAAGUGGUGCUCGAUUAUCUGACCGACACUGUUCUUUCUCACAAAACCGCCCUCUUUGGUCAGCCACAUGUCUCUCCAGACUCCAGGCAUGUAGUGACUCUCGAAAGGACCAACAACAGCGUCAUCAUAGUGGCACAACAGAUCACAGAAAAUGGUUUGAGAUUCCUGUUCGACGUAAAGACCACACUACAGAUUGGAGACAUUACCUUCUUCCCAUCAAGAACCACCCACAAUUACGACCUCUACGCCAGUUCCUCCACCAAAGAGGACAUCCUCUUCGUAAACCUCGCCGAUGGGAAAGUGGAAAUGAUCACAGGCAUCGGGCGGUCCAUGGACCCCAUGGUGGCCGAGUGGGGCAACACCAAUCGACCCAUCUCGAGCGCGGGAGUGUUCGGCACUUAUAUGGUGACCACUGCCAAUGAAGCCAUCUUUGUCAUCAAUGGGAAGACCAGGACCGUGAACUGUGAAAUUGGCAGCACGGUCCAUCCAAGGAUGGUGGUUUGGGCCAAGGCUCCUUGAAGCAGGCUGAGACAUUUAGGCGGCUCCUUGUAAAUGACCAUGCCGGACAGUUGGGGGUUCGAUCCUCCCGACAACACCUUAGCCUUACAGUACGGCUUUAAUGCGCACGGAUGAAUGACAGUUUAUUCUAGAUGUCGAAAAAAAAUGCCUUGAUAUUUCUUCACCAAAACUAGUUCCAAUUGUCUUUGGAUAUAUAUAUAUAUAUUUCUCGUGUUUCAUGCGUUUUCCCACUACUAAUUCGCUGCUUCGCUUGAGGAUAUUUGAAAGAGAGCACAUAGCCAAGUUUGACGUUCCAUUCUUAUACAAAAGUUCUUUUUUUUUUUUCUUUUUCCUUCAAAGCAUAUCCUAUUUCAUAUUUGACCAAAAUAAAGCUCUUAUUUGUAAAUUUUUAAAAGUAAUGAAUUUAUCUCUGAAUACUUAUUAAUAAUGUAUUUGAAAAAUUUAUUAAAAUGCACCAUUUUUUUUUUUUUAUCUACAUCCAGCGGAGAAUGUUAUUUGUUCUAAAUAGAAUAUAUGUAUUGCAUUCAUUUUAUUUAGAAUAAUUUUCAAGAAUGUAAGAGAUGCUCUUCAACUGCUGCGAAAGCUGAUAUGUAAAGUUAAGGUGUUGGUUAAUGCAGAAGACAGUUCUGCUUUGCAAAAGUGCAAGUUCUCAUUCCUGUCACACGAUUUUUUUUCUCUUGUUCCAAGCAAAAAAAAGCACUUUGCACAUCGGUUCAUAGGUCAAUUAUUUUUGUUUCGAUCAUGAAAUUUGAGUUAUCAAAAGAAAAAUUCAUAUUUAACGUAUCUUCAGAUACUCAAGUAUUAUAAAAUAUAAUAAAAAAAUGCAAUAAAGUUUCUAAUUAGAAAUAUUUUAGAUAUAUGGAUAGUCUAUUUAUAUAUAAAAAUGCAAAUGUGUCACCCAUCCAUAAUAUUUAACAUAUUAAAUAUUAUCGUGAUUUUAUGACCGAUUGUUUAAAAUUGCUCGUGUAUAUUGUUUUCAGAGUUUCAAUACAAAAUAAAUGAAACCUUAAUAACUGUCCAUAUGAGCCGAGUACACUUUUGCUACAAUGGAUGUUGCACUAAUGCUUCUGCCAAUCCUGGGAUUCUCUCGGAAAAGCUACGUUCAUAAAUCGAUAAACAUUAUCUAAAAUUUUUCAUAAUUUUAAAAUAUUUUGUAGCUAUAUAAGUGAAAAAUGCUACUAUAUUAUGCUUGCUGAGAUUGAUUCGCUGAGCCUGCAAAACAAAAUUCAACUUUUUUUAUUCCUUUGAUGUAAGGAAACUAAACGAUAAAUUAAAGGGGAAAUAAAUUGCAAUUCUACUUAUUUUCAGUAUUCUAAAAAGAAACAAAAACUAUUUGAAUAACAUAGAAUAAUAUUGAUAUAAUAAAAAAAAAAAACACUCUAUUAAAAUUAAAACACAAAAUAUUUAUACAAAAUCCAGUAAUCAACAUUUUAUAUCGAUAAAAGUAAAUAAAUAUCAGUUUCUUUUUUUCCCCCUGAACGUGGCUUCAGAGAUCUCAGAUCCUUGCACACACUACUUGUAUUAUUGUAAAAAAAUGUCCAGUGUAUAUGUAUUUUUUACUUUAAUUUACAGAAAUGUAUAUUGAAUUUACUUCUAUUUUUUUCAAAAAUAGAUGUAGAUUUAUUCUAACAGAGACCAUAAAUCACACUUAGCAGCUUAAUUACUGAUGUGUAAAACAGUAUGUUUUGGUGAGUAAUAAUUUAGCACUUUAUAUUAACCUCACAGUGAAACUCAAUCAGCACAAAGUAUAUUCCCCAUGUCAAUAUUUUUUCGGCAAAUUUACGCAGUUAUUUUAAAAAAAUAACAAUAAAAAUAGGCUUAAAAAUGGGAAUAAGAAAAUCAAGCAAAUUAAUCAAAAAAUAAGCUUAAAACAGAUGUGUUUGCCCAAUUUAUAGCUUUUCAUCAUUUUUGCAUCUUAGAAAGAAGGGGAAAUUGAUAAAUUCUUCCUUAUAUUUGAUCCAAUAACCCCCUACCAAAAAAAAUGUCAAAGUAAAAUAAAUGUUCAGAAUUUAUAAAAUUAUUAUAGCUAUUUUCAAAAGCAAUAAAAUUAAAUUAAGUGAUAUUCCAGAAAUAAAAUGAGUAGAAUUAAAAUAUGCGUAAAUGUAUUUUACUAAACAGGAAUCAAUACAUUAAAUCUCUGUGGUAUCCUCAUCAGAUCUCUUAACUAUACAUGUAUCAGUGUAUUUUCGUUAAUGAUUUUCCCCCCAAUUAUUUGUUUCAAUUUUAAAUAGCAGUGCACAACUUAAUAAUCAAACAUUAACAUAUUUCUAAAAGAGCUCAAAAAUGUUAAUUCCAAAAGAUAAACAUGUUUCAUAUUUUACAUGAAAAUAAAAAAUAUAAAAUAAUUAAAAAGUAAUAUUGAUUCAACAAUAAGAAUGGUAAGAAUACAUUUAAAUACCAUUCAAAAUUCAUUCUAAAAUAAUUUGCAUCUGUUUUCAGUUGUGCACUGCUGUUUUUAGGUAAACAUAAUCAUUUUGCUUUAUAUGUUUCUCUUUUGUCUAGUCUCUGAAUUCACUUGUAUAGCGACAUGUACAGUUGACA
This is a messenger RNA of Argiope bruennichi, 5468 nucleotides long. RefSeq names its product follistatin-related protein 5-like. Lineage: Eukaryota; Metazoa; Arthropoda; Arachnida; Araneae; Araneidae. The transcript has 15 exons. The coding region runs from base 171 to 2927 and encodes 918 amino acids. Gene Ontology annotation, molecular function: calcium ion binding; protein binding. The record is from RefSeq and is a predicted model, not a curated record.